AUUUCGCGCAUUCCGCAGAUCGCGCAGUACGCGAUCACGCAGUCGCACGUGGGCCGAGCGGUGCAGGUGGGGGAAAAGGCGGGCGUGCUGCGCUACGUGGGCGUGGUCCAGUUUGCCAAGGGCGUGUGGUGCGGGGUGGAGCUGAACAGCGCCUGCGGCAAAAACAACGGCACCGUGAAUGGCGUGUGGUACUUUGAGUGCGCGCCGCGGCGCGGCCUGAUGGCGCCACUGGCCAAGGUGUCCCUGACGGAAGCAGCGCCCCACAGCGGUUCCGGCCCGUACUCGAUCCUCUGCGGGCUGGAGGGCGACGGCGACGCCGCCAAACGGCGCCGCACCACCGCCAGCAGCAGCAUGGAGCCGGCGCAGAAGCCCACCUCGCUGCCGCUAGAGGGCGACAGCGGCAAGCGCGACUCGCUCGACUGCGAAGAGUCGCUGGGCAUCCUCACGCCCGACCAAAUGGUCGACUUCACGCAGUGCUCCGCCCUCGACUACGACAAGCUGUUCGAGGGGGCCGGGCAGAGCCCCACCAACCCCGAGUUCAGCUUCCUGCUUAAAACGGACACAACCAUGAAUCUGGAGUUGAGUCUGGACCCGUUGGGGGCGCGCGGCGACGACACGCCCUCCCCCGAGGAGCUGCCGCUCGACGCCACGCCCCUCGUCAAGGCGGAGGCGGCCAAGGGGGGCGGGGCCAAGGCGAGCAGCAUCAUCACCAGCAUAACGAGCAUCACCAGCCUGGACACCGGCUACCAGGGGGACGGCGAGAUGUCGCGGCCGGCCAGCAGGGGCGCUGACAACUCGCCGCUCACGCGCCGCCCCUUCUGCCGGGGGCUGGCGCGCCGCCCCGACCCCAUGACCGACUCGGACUUCUACACCGAGAGCGACGCGGACAACCACGAUGAUGCGCAGGCGAAGGGCGACCGGCUGGCGCAGGKGAUUGACGGCACGCUCUAUGCGGCGCAAGCCGCCUCCGACGUCUACGUCAACAGCCGCGAGAACAUGGACUCGAGUGGCGUGUUCACCGACAUGGACUCGGGGCCGCGCCCAGACGAGGAGAGCGAGACGGGGGCGCCGCAGGCCCCCAGCGACGCGCCCACGCCCACUGACAGCAGCAAAUGCGCCUCCGACAACAGCCAGCAGCCCAAGCAGGGGGCGCAGCCCCUCGCAGCGCCCAAGAAGCCGCCCAAGCCGCAGCCGGGCGAGAAGCGCCCCGUGAAGAAGCCGGUCAACAAGUGGGACGCGGUGAUGAGCAAAAUCUCCAAGGGCGACGACCCGAAGGGCCGCCUCAAGGAGGUCAAGGCCAAGGUGUACGAGGCGCCCAAGGUGAAGAAGCCGCUGGUGGCGAAGCGGGCGACCGCCAGCCGCCCCCGGGCCGCCGCCGCCCCGCCCAGUCGCAGUCCAGGUGCGACGAAGAAGAGCGCGCCAGUGACGCAGGUGCUGACGCCUAGGGAGCUGGCCGCCAAGCAGCAGGCCGACGGCGAGUCCAAGGGCGGGGCAAGGGCAAACCACGCCCCAAUCGGCGCUGUUGCCGGCAGGAAGACGCCCAAGGACACGACGUCGCCCAAGCCGCGCAAAGACGCAGGUGCCAAGGGGGGCGCAGCCCCCAAAAAGCCCGCGCCGCCCCCGCGGGUGGCCGAGGCGCUGGCCGUUCUGGUGCAGCACUUGGUCUUCACCGUGGAGGCGUUCCAGGUGCCGCGCCUACGCCGCCAGGUGGAGAAGCUGCGCCUGGAGGCGGAGCAAGUGCGGCGCGGCCGGCGCGUGUUGGACGAGGCGCUGCAGGAGGAG
This is a messenger RNA of Dendroctonus ponderosae (mountain pine beetle), 1782 nucleotides long. RefSeq lists its product as uncharacterized. Lineage: Eukaryota; Metazoa; Arthropoda; Insecta; Coleoptera; Curculionidae. The record is from RefSeq and is a predicted model, not a curated record.